UUGCUGCGUAUGGGGGACGUUGCGUCGAGUGUUUACGCGCGUAAUGGCGGCGGACAGGCUGUGAUGAGCCUCGGCGGAGAAACACAGCCAGCGAUCAGCCCUCGGUCAGUUUCCACAGCGGCGACACGGAAGAACACGAACAUGCAGAUCACGCUGAAAACCCUCCAGCAGCAGACGUUUAAAAUCGACAUCGACGCGGAGGAGACGGUGAAGGCCCUGAAGGAGAGGAUCGAGCUGGAGAAGGGGAGAGAUCAGUUCCCUGUGGCGGGGCAGAAGCUGAUAUAUGCAGGAAAGAUCCUGAGCGAUGACACGGCUCUGAAGGAGUACAAGAUCGAGGAGAAGAACUUUGUGGUGGUGAUGGUAGCAAAGCCCAAAGCGUGUCCUGCUGCUCCAGCGGUCAGCACAGAGUCCUCCAGCACUACACCAGCCCUGACCCCUCCAUCAGAAACACAGUCUGAGAGCAGGACUGAAGAGGAGACGCCCCCCAGCGGCGCCGAGACCUCCCCUACACCCGCCAGCUCUGUGCUGAACGCAGACAUCUUUGACGAGGCGACGUCAGCGCUGGUGACCGGUCAGUCCUACGAGAACAUGGUGACAGAGAUCAUGCUGAUGGGAUACGAGAGAGAGCGAGUGGUGGCCGCACUGAGAGCCAGUUUCAACAACCCUGACCGCGCCGUGGAGUACCUGCUCACGGGUAUCCCGGCGGAGAGUGAGGGUGGUGUGGGCGGGGCUGACCCCGUGGCUCCUCCUCCUGUAGUGUCCACAGGCCUCUCUUCAGUGUCCAGCAGCGCUCCGUCACAGACCAGCACAGGAUCAGCCGCUAAUCCUCUGGAGUUCCUGAGGAACCAGCCCCAGUUCCUGCAGAUGAGACAGAUCAUCCAGCAGAACCCGUCUCUACUACCAGCUCUCCUACAGCAGAUCGGCAGAGAGAACCCUCAGCUGCUGCAGCAAAUCAGCAGUCAUCAGGAGCAGUUCAUCCAGAUGCUUAAUGAGCCGGUGCAGGAGGCGGGGCAAGGAGGUGGAGGGGGCGGGGCCGAGGCUGGAGGCGGAGCCAUGAACUACAUCCAGGUCACACCUCAGGAGAAAGAAGCUAUCGAGAGGCUAAAAGCCCUUGGAUUCCCAGAAGGACUCGUUAUACAGGCCUACUUUGCCUGUGAGAAGAAUGAAAACUUGGCUGCAAACUUCCUCUUACAACAGAACUUUGAUGAUGAUUAGAGGAAUCCCUUCUUAUGGGCUUUUGUUUUUCAGUGAUCAUUUUUGAGAAGAGAAUCUACACACACACACACACACACACACACAGGCUGUGGUAUUCUGUCUGAUUCUACACACUGGAUGACAUGAGCACGUCCGUCUGUUAUUCUUCUAACACUCGUCUGUGUGAGACCUGUCUGUUCCUCAUUUGUUCCUCAUAUGACCAAUAAAAGCAUCGUUUCCUCCAUCGUUAGGACACAUUAGCAGGUCCAAGGGGCUCGUGAAGUUAGGGAAUCUGGACAUAUUUGAUUUGAUUCAAAUUGGUUUUCAGAAAUGUUCGGUCAUUUAGAGUUUCUAGUUCUCAUCUCUCAACAUUCACUGUCUCCAAUACAUUUAACACACACGCCUCCUCGAAAUCAUACUUUCACAUUUGUUUCUCAGACUUCUAAAGUCUUUUUCUUCAGGUGUGAUGCCAUAUCGUUUCAGAAGGAAAGAUUUGACAUUAUAUUUGACAGUGUUGCAGUGCUGUCGUGUGUCCUCCAGAGGGCGCUGUUGACCGCGUGACCCGUGCAUAACAUACAGACAUUUGGCUUGACUUACACUAUUUUAUAAAAAACAAUAUAAAAAAAUUUAAAUAAAUACGUAAGCCUGUUAAAGCAUGUCUGAAAUCUCAUCUCAUGAUAUACCAGUAAAUCCUCUUUUGUUAAUUGA
Carassius auratus (goldfish) is the source of this 1902-nucleotide messenger RNA. Its product is annotated as UV excision repair protein RAD23 homolog B-like. Gene Ontology annotation, biological process: nucleotide-excision repair; proteasome-mediated ubiquitin-dependent protein catabolic process. The transcript has 10 exons. NCBI's taxonomy places the organism in Eukaryota, Metazoa, Chordata, Actinopteri, Cypriniformes, Cyprinidae. The record is from RefSeq and is a predicted model, not a curated record. The coding region runs from base 10 to 1215 and encodes 401 amino acids. Gene Ontology annotation, cellular component: cytosol; nucleoplasm. Gene Ontology annotation, molecular function: proteasome binding; damaged DNA binding; ubiquitin binding.